CAUUUUUUCUGUUCAUUACCAUUGAGGCCACAAGAAGAGAUGCAAUUUUUUUAUUUGAGAAAGAACGAAAUGUGAAUUGUUCUAAGAUGAAUCCUUCGUUGAAUAUUGGUGCAAAUAAAUUAAAAAAUGUUAAACAUUACAAUUUUUUUCCACCUAGUCGCAGCCUUAAACCAAAUAAUAUGGUGAUCACUAAAGUUAAUAGUGUAGAUACGAAUGAAAUGAAUGAUAUAAAUAAAACAACAAAACUAAGAAGAAAGAGAGCUAUUUACACUAAAACAGAAGGCCAGGAAAGAGAUAAACCUAUUGGAUUUCUCAGUCCACGUGAUGAAGUGUUUUAUAAAAAUGUAUAUCAACAAAAUAUCAAUGCUGCGCAUCUAGAAGAGCAAGAAAAUGUAAAUUAUAGAAGCCAUAAUACCAGUAGAAUGUACUUUGAUUUUGAAGCUAUAUUAGAACGAAAUUUGGCUAAAGCUUGGCCUAAUCGUCUACAACAUCCUAUGCAUCCGGCUAAUAGGCGAUUGAAUGCGCAAGAUUCUGAUGCUCCAAAAACAUAUAAUGUAGAACAAUUCGAAGAUAAUACUUUCUUAUUAAAAUCAAUGAUCCCGGUACUGACGAAUUGGACAACUUGUGAAGAAUUUGGAGUGAAGGCGUCUUUUCAUCCUGACGAUAUUGUUAAUAUUAAUUGGAUCCCAUUUUAUAUGUGGUCUGUAUCAGGUCCUAGUGCUGCGAUUGUUCACACUUUUACUUACCCUACUAAGAAGUUAGUGCAGCAAUACAAAGCGAAUUAUAGUUCACAUGUCCGUAAUAUUGGAUGGAAUCAACCAAAACUUUUAAUGACAAAUGACAUGGAAAUGCUUCUAAUAGCUGGAGAUAGAAAAGGACUAUUUUAUGGUAUUCCCAGAAACGAAAUCCCUGAUUCAGUUAAAGAGUCCAACGCAACUAUGCCCACGGUGAAACUACGGUUGAAAAUCGUAGAUUCAUAUUUGGCAAUGAUGUAUUGUGAAGAAUUAUACACAGUUAUAAUGUCUAUUUUGGGAGAAGAACCUGAGACAGUAGAAGAUCGAAUGGAUGCGGCUGCAAUUCUUAAAUACAGGGGCUCUGGAAAACCUGUUUUCAGAGAUGUAGCCACUGAAGUUAUUAAGAAAUCAUUGAGAGAUAAAAAAGCACAAGAAGAAAACCCAGACAAAAUGAUUAGGGUUGAAAUGCAGCGCUUUGAUCCAGAUUCUUUAAUAACUAGGUUUUAAU
This is a messenger RNA of Colias croceus (clouded yellow), 1242 nucleotides long. RefSeq lists its product as uncharacterized. Bases 87 to 1241 code for a protein of 384 amino acids. The record is from RefSeq and is a predicted model, not a curated record. NCBI's taxonomy places the organism in Eukaryota, Metazoa, Arthropoda, Insecta, Lepidoptera, Pieridae. The transcript is spliced from 3 exons.